Messenger RNA from Bacidia gigantensis, 951 nucleotides. RefSeq lists its product as uncharacterized. The record is from RefSeq and is a predicted model, not a curated record. The transcript is spliced from 2 exons. The coding region runs from base 1 to 951 and encodes 316 amino acids. NCBI's taxonomy places the organism in Eukaryota, Fungi, Ascomycota, Lecanoromycetes, Lecanorales, Ramalinaceae.
AUGGCUGACCCUCUCAGCGUUGUUGCGGCUUUAUUUGCCACAAUAUCAGUCGCUCAGCAGGCAUUUCAAUUGGUCGCCAGCCAGCGGUUCAGUUCCUUGGAAAGAAGCUACGGAUCGUUCGUAGCUUUGUUCGUUUCGACUUUCCUGCGAAACACAGCAGGUCAGUACGAGAGAAUUGAAAGAAUCGUCAUUCGUGGCAGAGACGAAGACGCUUUAGCUUUCAGACAGGCAGUCACAGAUGAAUGUAAUAUGACUGCCGUUGCAGGGGCUAUCAUUGCCCAAGUGGCAAUCACCGCCCUCUCGUUGCCUGACCUAAGCUCCACACACUGGGUCGCUCGAGCGUUCUUUCUCUUCGCCAUCGCUGCUGGUUGCUUGUCGGUAUACUUUUGCUGCGUCCUCCAAAGAACUAUUGGAAAGCUUUACCGCGCGCAACUGAUCAGAACAUGGCUUAGCCUUCCACCUAAGGCCACCCAAGGUCCCGCCACUCCACCGAGAGCAUCUCUAGCUGCAGUUUUCAUCCUCUCAGCACCCUUCACUAUGAUGAAGGCUUCUAUCUUCGCGUUCCUGAUCGGACUUGCCAUCUACCAGGGUUUCACGUGGACACGAGGGCUAGACACUGACGCGGGCCGAUAUGAUAGCCGCAAUGUUUUUAUCACCUUCAUUGUGGGGACAGGGAGUGCUAUCGGCUUCUUUCUCUUCACGUUCUCUUCGAAGAUCAUUGAGAAUCUUCUCCAAAUCGGGAUCAUUGAGACUCUUCUCCCAGAUGAUAUGGCCACACCAGAUGACGCUGCUGAGCUUGAGGACUGGGAGCACCGGAGACUGGGCCUGCAAGACAACAUGCCAGCUGGUGGAUUGGCGGCUGCUCUUGAAGCAUCAGCGCGGGCUCAUAUCCAAUGCGCAGAGGCUGAUCGAAGACUGGCUUCUGCUUACGCGAGAACUCCGAACGUCUGA